AUGGCUGUGAUGAGGUGGCUGAUGCAGUUCGCUGGGUUUACGGAAAUGCUUUUGGGUGAUCUCUUCUUGGAUAAAAUCGCCAUGGAAUGUGGUGUUAAUACUUCUGCUGAGUAUGAAAGGUGGAGAGAAAACUUCUUCCAUGAACUUGAAGUUGUCUUUGUCGAUAUGAUAAUCAUUCGUCUCUGUCUUUGUGUUCAUGAGCAGUUUGGGAUCAAUGGAAGGGUUGAGGUCAUUGAUGCCUCGAGUUCUGACCAGACCAAGCUUCAGGGCGGAUAUACAUAA
Molecule: messenger RNA, 282 nt
Organism: Eruca vesicaria subsp. sativa (arugula)
Lineage: Eukaryota; Viridiplantae; Streptophyta; Magnoliopsida; Brassicales; Brassicaceae
Source: the annotation of a GenBank genome assembly